This is a messenger RNA of Aegilops tauschii subsp. strangulata, 1681 nucleotides long. RefSeq names its product protein CANDIDATE G-PROTEIN COUPLED RECEPTOR 7-like. Gene Ontology annotation, cellular component: Golgi apparatus; membrane. Gene Ontology annotation, biological process: transport. Lineage: Eukaryota; Viridiplantae; Streptophyta; Magnoliopsida; Poales; Poaceae. The record is from RefSeq and is a predicted model, not a curated record.
AUGGGCACCUCGGUCGCCGUCACCGUCGCCUUCGCGGUCGUCCUCUUCCUUGCGCGGGCAACCCAUGCCGAGAUCAGGACAACGCUCAUCGUGUCGGACGCGCGGCCCCUGAUCCUCUUCGAGCAGUUUGGCUUCGCGCGAGGCGGCAAGGCCGCCCUCUCCAUCCGCCGCUCGGCAUGGAACCUCCGGCCGGGGUCACGCCUCGCCGGAGUCGACCCCACCCUCAUGGGAUUCGUCCUCAUCUCGGGAACGCAGUUCCCGAAGAUCAACAACGCGUCCCAGUACGCCGCCGCCGACCCAGGAGGCGGCAGCUUCUGCGUACUCACGAGCGGGUUCGCCGUCCCGAUGAUCCGGCUCAGCGACGUGCCGCCUGGAGGCGCCACCAGCAUCCUGAGCAUCGACGACCCCGACGAGUACGCGGUGGUGUUCAACAACUGCCAGGAGGGCGCGGAGGUGACCAUGGACGUGCGCACCGAGAUGUACAACGUGCGGGGCGGCGUCCCCGACGGGCUGAGGGACUACCUCCCCGUGGGGCUCCAGCCGCUGCCCAACAUCUACACCGUGGUGUCGGUGGUGUACUUCGUGUUCCUGGCGGUGUGGGUGUGGACGUGCCUGCGGAAGCGCGCGGCGGCGGAGCGGAUCCACGUGGUGAUGGGCGCGCUGCUGCUGUUCAAGGCGCUCAAGAUGGCGUGCGCGGCGGAGGACACGUGGUACGUGGAGUCCACGGGCACGCCGCACGGCUGGGACGUCGCCUUCUACGUCUUCGGCUUCUUCAAGGGCGUCCUGCUCUUCACCGUCAUCGUGCUCAUCGGCACCGGCUGGUCCUUUCUCAAGCCCUACCUCCAGGAGCGGGAGAAGAACGUGCUGAUGAUAGUGAUCCCGCUGCAAGUGAUCGAGAACCUGGUGCUGGUGGUGAUCGGGGAGACGGGGCCGACGGGGCGGGACUGGGUGGUGUGGAACCACGUGUUCCUGCUGGUGGACGUCAUCUGCUGCUGCGCCGUCUUCUUCCCCAUCAUCUGGUCCAUCCGGGGCCUGCGCGAGGCCUCCAAGACCGACGGCAAGGCGGCGCGCAACCUCCACAAGCUCACCCUCUUCAAGCGCUUCUACAUCGUCGUCGUCGGCUACCUCUACUUCACCCGGAUCAUCGUCUCCGCCUUCCUCGCCGUGCUCAACUACAAGUACCAGUGGGGCGUCAACGUCGCCGUCGAGGCCGCCAGCUUCGCCUUCUAUGUCUUCGUCUUCUACAACUUCCACCCGGUGGAGAAGAACCCGUACCUGUACGUCGGCGACGACGAGGAGGAGUCUGCCGGUGGACAGCUCGAGAUGGACGAGCGGGCUUUCUAAGCUUUAGUUCAUACUGUAGUACGAAGCAUGCACGUUUCCAAGUGUGUAUACAGUUUUUUUCGAUAAAGGGCGAUUUUAUUAUCUCAAAAUGUAGCAUCAAAGUGAUACAAAGCAUUAAGAGUAUCACCCGGCCUCUGCAUAACUAGGAUACACACAGCCAAAUACCAGUAGUCUGAUAAACAGAAAUAUAAAAGACCGACAAUUCGGCAACAGUAGAGUCCAUAGACCGACACUAUGCCUAUGUCGAAAGAGAUGGUGGACCGAGCCGGAGAUUAUGCUGCCAUCCAUGUUGGGUAAAAACCUCCGUAGCCACCUGCUCCAACAGCGUACACACCGC